This is a messenger RNA of Cylicocyclus nassatus, 894 nucleotides long. Lineage: Eukaryota; Metazoa; Nematoda; Chromadorea; Rhabditida; Strongylidae. The record is from the annotation of a GenBank genome assembly.
AUGCCGAAUUCCGUCUUAAAAUACAUUGUCGAUUUUUUUUUGAACUUUGAAGUAUUGCUCAGCGACACGAACGUCCGGACUCCGACGCAGAACGGCAAACUCACGGCUGCCUACAAGACCCUCAUAUCCAAAAUUUGCGAAGAAGUUGGAUAUGAGAUACCGUGGCAGAACAGGGGCGGAGUACUUGUUGCAGAAGAAAGAAUUUUUGCGAAAACAAACAACGCGUGUCCGUUUGACAGCCCCUCCGAGGAAAAGCCUUGGAACUUCUUUGACAACACGCCCAUUACCAAGCUUUUUAUAGAGAGUGAAAGUAGAAUGGGAAAGAGAAAAUCGCCCGCAUAUGAAGACAAUCAUGAUCAAGAAGAUGUGCUGCCGGUAAUGGUGGGAUUCAGCCAAGUGUUAACGCUGCGACAAGUCGAGCAAAGUCAUGAUGACUGCCGCCUUGUCGGUCUGUCAGCUACGCUUCCCAACUAUCAGGAUGUUGCCACUUUCCUGUGUGUGAAACCUGAUUACCUCUUCUACUUCGACAACAGCUACCGUCCCGUACCAUUGGAACAACAAUACAUCAAUGUCAUCGAAAAGAAGGCUUCGAAACGAUUUCAAGCAAUGAACGAGGUCAAAAAAUUCGAUCUGAAGGGCUUGCUUCCGUAUGAAUUUGCAAUCCAUCAUGCUGGAAUGAACAGACUUGAUCGUACGCUUGUGGAAGGCUUGUUUGCGGAUAAGCACAUACAGGUUCUUUUCUUCACUGCAACACUGGCAUGGGGUGUGGAUUUGCCCGCUUAUACGGUCAUAAUCAAAGGCACCCAAAUCUAUAAUCCAGAAAAGGGUGGAUGGACUGAGCUCGGUGCUCUUGACGUUAUGCAGAUGCUUGGUGGAGCUGGUCGUUUAGUAUGA